ACACACACACACAAAAGCAUUUCAUCACUCCGAAUGUCGUCUUUUGAUUUUGCUGUUACCAUGGCCACAGUUUGUACAGGUGUGUCUCUUCAGUGGUCUUCACAGUCCAUGCAGUCCACAUCACGUGUCACACUUUACAUUUCUGCAGGUUUUAAUGGCGAACUUGUUAAGAGGAAAGACUCAUCAUUCUGCCAUUUGUGUCAGAGCUUCAGAAGGGAGUGGCUUCAUUUUCAAAUUGUAAUCAGAGACGUGGAUUAGGAUCUGUACACCACGAUUUUCUGACGAUUAAAUGUGCCUUAGCUGUGCGAUAUUUUGGUAAAACCAGAGAUAAUUGUUAUGGGCUUUAAAUCAAAAUGUCAGUAACAUUUGUCAGCUUUUCGCAGUGAUUUCAAAAAUCUUGCGGUUUACAUUCAGAGCCAAUUUUGACCCUUUUUUUCUCUAAGCAUUUUUUUAAAGCAUUCAGCAGUCUCCAGACCAGAAAUAUUUGCUAUUUGUUUUGUUUUACAUGCAUAAUGCCACAAGUGAAAGAAAACUAAUACAUGAGAUCACUCCGAUUGCGCCGUAUAAUAAAGGAUUGACAGUCUCAUGAUGUGGGCAUGCUCUUGCUAAGCAGGGGCAUGGAAAGUGGCCAACAAAAUCCUCUAACCUUUCUGUAUUAUUUUUAAAGCCCUAGAGUAUUACAUGAAGUAUAAAGUCAGUCUUCCUCAUCUUUUUUAAAUCAAAAGCUGUGCCAAACAAAGCCUUUGCAAUGCAUUCUAAAGUCUUUGGACCACAAUAAUUAUUCAACUUUUACCACUUACAUGCAUAAGAAAAUACAUACGAGCAUUACUCUGCACAUCACUCUGAUUGCACCAUCUCUAAGUAGAAACAUGGAAGUGGCAGCAUUAUGCUGUGGGGAUGCUUUUCUUCAUCAGAGACAGGGAAGCUGCUCAGAGUUGACGGGGAUAAUCGCAUCCCCAUCGUUGUCCGCAGCUCUGUGUGCAGCUCGCCGAAUCCUCUCUGCCAAUGCCAAACAACUUAUUCUCCUAUCAACUCUUAUUUAUUUAUUUAUUUAUUUAUUUAUUUAUUUAUUUGUUUGUUUCAUUUAUUGGAUGAAACAAAUAAGUGACUGAUGUUUGAAGAAACAAAACAUGCUGGCAGUCUGGCAAACAAUUUAUUCACUUAGCGAACUGGAGCUUCAGUGAGAGGACCAGCAGUUUGACACCUUCUCUUCAUCCAUUUGGUCACACACUGCUGUGGGGUGGUUUCCCAUUUUUCCAGACAGCCAAUGUGGUUGUGUUGUACAAUGGAGUUUAAGUCAGAUAUGCGUCUCUGCUCUCAGAUUUUAGUGGUAGACUCUGAUAAACUCUGCUCCGUGGGCAUCGACGUCUUAGAGAGUUCAAAACCCUAAGAGCGUGGAGAUGCGGGACUGUUUGCUUAAAAUCUGUCUGCCUUGACAUUGCUUCCAAUGAUGACAUAUAGCUUGUUUUUCCUGUGAGGGAGAUGCUGCCUCACACUGCCUCCACAAAAAGCUGCUUGGCAGAAGAUUUGGACUGCUUUUCAUGGGUGCAACCCGCAUUCUCAACACUGUUGCUCAACCCACAGAUGCAUUUUCCCUAUAAAUGUGGCACCAUUUAAAACAGUUUUUUUUUUGUUGUCUUAUGACACUAUUGACCUUUAUCCAUUAAUAGCCAGAGGAGAAGAGGUCCAGAGACAAAAGGGCAAGAUAUUCAUUAAAUGGUCCAGGGUUCGGAACCGAACCUGAAAUAACUUUAUUCAGGCUCCUUAUUUGGUGCACCUGCUCAUGGAGUUAUGACAGGUCCCAAGAAAUGAAAAUGGCUUUCAAACUAAGAAGAUUUUUGACCAUUUAUGUUUUUCGUCAUUGCUAUAAUAAAGAAAAACAUCAACCAAAACCCAAAUGUCCUUAUUGGCAAUGUGCCUCAUCCUGUUUUGUCCCAAAAGCUGUACCAAAGCUUUUCAAAAGCAUCCCACAGUCUCUGGACCAGAGCAGUUGCCAACUGCGAUGUAUUGAAAAUGCCUCGGGGGAUUUGUACCUGGUAGUUCAUCUGCAGGCCUGGAUGGAGAGUCGGAUAACCCGCAGGCAAAAAUGUGCCAGUGGAGAAUACCCAAACUAUGUGGAGUAUCUCUACUCGGCAUGUUGCAGUUUACUAGGGACAGCCGCUGAGUGUCUUUACAAGCAGCCUUUUUCUGAUUUAAAGCUUCGGUCUGGCGCUUGUUUCCCAGAAAUGGGAAGAGAUCAUGGGAGGGAAUUACAGGAGCUUGACUGACCAAUGCAUCAGCAAAGCAGUUCUCAGAGUCCCACCUCUUACUCCUCGGGGCAUACAAGAGUGAAUCACCAUCAGCCUUGCAAAAUGAGACUGGCUGCAGGCUCUUACUGGAGUGCAGUUAAUUCACUGCUCCAUGUCCUAUUGCUUCUUUUCUUUUCAGACAUGCUCAAGUUCUAAAGAAAGGCUGCGACACAAGUACUUUGUGAAUGACAUAAAAAUAGUCAAAGAAAAUUAGGAUCAGGGGACAUUUCAUCUGAAAAAUUAAAAGCAAAUCCCUUUGAUUGUAGAGUACAGGGUUUGACAUGGACUCACUGUGCACUGAAUUGCUACAGGAAAGGAAAACACAGUUCCUGGCCGUUGUGGGUCUGUUGAUCAGAGCCAACAUUUGUGGCCGGGUAGCAGCACGGUAGCUUGUCGGUCACUGGACGGUCUUUCCUGUUUGUUCUCCAGCGAGGCAGGUCCUGGAGCCGUGCCUGCCUAGCGGAUGUAUCUGUGUGUAUUUAAGCGCUACAGCAUUCUCACAUUGUUGAGGUGAAGAGUCCUCACAGAUGGUCCCGCAGAUGGUUCCCGUCAACGGCAUUGUGCGCACAAAACAUUGAUAAUUUGUCAGCACAAAGAUCAAACAGACUACCAUACAUACUGUUACCCAAAACGGAGUUUCUCAGUCUGACGCGCUCUGUGAUUCACCCCCCCACACACACACACCUCUUUCAACUCAAACCUGCUUUUCGGUGCAGAAGGCUUGUACUAAUGCUUUAACGAGGGAACUUAGAGUGAAGGGCCAUGUGGUUGAGGGCUGUAAAUAAUUCAAAAAUGCUGAGUGAUGCGUUCUUUCUGCAGUGGAGGGCGUUGUGUGGUGCAUUAUUUUACAGUCUUGCUUAGCACUGUGGCAUAGCGUGUUACCAUGUUGGCGUCUCACCAUUUUUUUUAAUGGAUGGCGCUUUGCCAUCUCAUAGGAAGUGGGUGGUUUCCUUGUGUAUUUUUGUUUCUACCCCGUCGCCUCCAUCCCUCUCUCUGAGUGACUGAUGUGCAAGAGUUAGACAUCCUAGGCUGAAUCUGUGAAGUUAGCUCUAAAGGCCGCAUUCCCAUGACAUUUACAGUGGCUAUGUUCUGCAUGCCCCCACAAGUUUUGUGACAGAUUGUGAUUUACAUCUAAAUUAACUUUUUUCUCAUAAACCUUUCCAUAUUUUUCCAGCAUGUCAAGUAUUUAUAAAGGCAAAAAAGAGAAAGAAUAUUUCACUUUAUUUUUUUGGGAUUCUGUGCCAAUUUUCAAUACAAACAUUCUUUUUUUUGUGGCAGUUAAUUAUAUUUUGAAUUGAUGCAUAUGCCUAUCGAACCACCAGUGCAAUAUAGUAAAAUUAUUGAGGACAAAUAAAUUGCUAUUUGUCAUUUUUUGAAUAAUAAAUAACCUACCUCUGACAUUUUACAAUAAGGAGUGCUGUAUCCUGGAUUGGCGCAUCAUUAGUCUAUAGAAAUUACUUAGAUAGCUUUCAAGUUUCACAUCCAACAUCAGCUGGAUGAUUUUUUAGCUGAUGUUGUCAGCUUAAACAUCCAGCUGACAGGAUGUUGGCGUUCAUUAAAAGUAAAAUGAGUUUCCCAUUUUAGCUAUCAUUAAUCAUUGUCUCACGGCUGAUCAGGAUGUGUAUAACCAAUUUGUGACCUAGUGCCUACUAAUUCGUUUCUUUUGUAUAUUGUGAACAAUUUAAUAUUGGUCUGCCAUUUAUUAAUAUACCAUAAAAUGUCUACUUCUGGAACACAUGCUUUGUUACCAAAAGAGCUAAAGUAUUUCACAACAAAACAUAGUCUUUUAAUGACUUGUAGACAUAUUGCAAUAUUGCAUAUUGCUUUUUGUUAGGUAAACUAAUUUGAACCUCAAAGAUUAAUUAUGAUCUAAUUUGUAGAGAGAAUAUAGUACAUAAUGUUACACAGAGCAGUGCAAGUCUUGUAGUAACUAAUCUUUAAGAAGUAUAGUAAUACCUUACAUAACCUUUACUCUUGCAGAACUAGGAAGCUGUUUGUGUUUCAAGAUUGUUGUUUUCUCUUCUAACCAGGAAAAGACAGCGUGUUUAUACAAUGAAACCUAAAUGUUCACUGCAAUUUGAAAAAUCUGUUGCAGCACCCAGAAUAUUGAAUCACAUAAAGUAGAUAUGCUGUGUUGACAUGAAUAAAAAUUCUGGCAUCAGUUUAACAUCAGAAAACGAGUCGGAAGAAACUGCUGACGUGAACCUGCAGGGACCUUGGGUUUGCCAAUUACGAGUGCUGCUGAUGAAUAAUUGGCUUUUUCUGCUACAGUGGAGCUUUAAAGUGACUUCAAUUAUACAUAAAGUUUUACACCAGUGCAUCAAGACAUUAGUGUAGUUCUGGAAAAAGUUAGAUUAAAGUGAAACCAAUCAUUUGAUAUGAAUGUUAUUCAGUUUUCAUUAAGCUAUUCCAGAAACAUCGUUGGUGGAUAAUGCUCUGUUGGCGUUAUUGUCAAAACAGUUGAAUGGUGAGCAUUUUUUGCUCUUGGGCUCACCUGACACCUGUGAGAUGUAACAAGAACAAAAAAAAAAAAGCAAAACAAAUUUUUUAUAUGUCUAAGCCUUGAAUACAAACAGCCACGUGAUUUUUUGUUGUUGUUUUGAUUUAGGUUCUCCAACAUUAUUUUUGACUUUGCCACAAUUUGAUAUACUGAUAAGAUUGUGCAAAGAGAAACUGGUUCUGAGAUGGAAAACAUGGGCAUUAAUAGCUGAACAUUACAUAGGGUACAGUACCGCAGUAAAUAGUCAACAACAUCGUUUAAAACAUGGAUGGGCUCCAGUUUGCUCCUCCAGUUUCAAAUUAUUUCUCCGACUAUUGUCUUUUUACUGCCUUCAUUUCACAUUUUCCUCAAACAUCUCUUAAAUAAGUUGCUAUUUCUAAGAGCAUUUAUUAUUUAUUGAUAACAUGAAUCCAUCCAAGCAGAACUGUUUGUUUUAGACAAAUGUCAGUAGAAAAGAGAUGACGUCCCAUCCCCCAUAAAGCUUUCUGUCCAUAAUGAUCCAUGUCAGAUCAGUCCAUCUAUUCCCUGCUUCAUCGGUGUCACCCUGCCUGAUUUUGUCAGAUCUCAUUGACUUCAGCAAUGUCUCAAAAUCGUUACUUUUCCUCUUGAGAAACAGGGAAGGAUAAUUCUAUUCUAAAAUUUUAAGCUGUUGCCAUUUCCAUUCUGUUUUGUUUCCACUGCACUAAUGAGUCAUAUGUGCCACUGAGCACCAUAUGACAAAAUCUAUCUGUGCAUGCACCCAACAAGACAUAAAGAAGCAGAGCUUCAUUUCACCAAUCCGUCACAGACUGAAUGGCACUCCUGCAGGACAUCCACCUGAAGGAGCCAUGGAUAUAGAAACAGUAACUAUCAGUUCUGGACCCCAAACAUCAGACUAUAUGGACGCAUAACAAGAAGCACUUUUACUCAGAUCAUGUAGAGCAAACAGAAAGUGUACUUCUGGGUCAACAUGUAAAACAUAAUGUGUGAAAACAAAACUACCGAUGCAAAUUAUCCUCAUGGUGACUCACGGUGGUGAUAGCAUCAUGUUGUGGGGAUGCUUUUUCUUCAGCAGGACCAGAGAGGCUUGACAGGGCCGAGAUGAAUGGAGCUCAAUACUGAACAACCCUGGAAGAAAACUGUUUAGAUGCUUCAGGACUUUAAAACUUGUGUUCACAGCUGCUAUCUUCCUUUCUGACUGAAAGGGACGUUUUGUACCAAGGAAUAGACAAAACUUUCUUUCUGUGGAUGCACAAAAGUGUAAUUGCAGAGAAAUGUAAUUAAAGCAUUGAGUUCAGGUGGCUGAAUACAAAUGCACGCUCCACUUUUCAGAGUUUUCUAUCCACUAAUUCCUUUCCUUAACUAUUCGCUCCCUGGGUGCUGGUCUGUAUCAUCUAUUCCCAUUAAAAUGCAUUAAAGUUUGUAGUUGUAUAUAAUCUGGAGAGGUUUUAGGUUUUGAAAGGCACUGUGAAUGCUGUAGUAGUUAAAUCAGUUAAUUUGUGGUACCUGAAAACAUGACUUAACAGGUUUUUAGAUGGCUUAAAAAAUCCUAAGGAGAAUCAAGCACCACCCUGCCGUGGUGUGUAUUUUGGGUUGGUUGCACAAGGUUUCAUUUAUCAUUUUCCAAAACAGACAUGUCUGAAAGCAUAAUAAAAAAACACUGUCAUAUUUCUGAAAAAAAAAAAAAGAAGGAAAAACAGGAAAAUAUCCGCUGCUCUCCACAGAGGAAUCCACCAACUGACUGAGUCAUCUGCUACAGCCGGAAAACACGUACAAGAUGACUAUUAAACUAAGUCAGGAUCACAGAUGACGCAGUUUAGCUGCAUUUAUGGUCUUGGUAGCUCAGGCGAUGGAGUCUGAGGGCUGCAGUGAUGUCAUACCUGGAGAAUAACGAGGCCCAAUAUGGCAGCACAGUCAAUUAUAAUGACUGUGCUGUACCCUAAGCAGUACCUUCCUUCAAUUGAAGCAUUGCAUCUGAUAAUGAUAGCUAUUUGGGGUGUUACAGACAUCCAGAGACUUCAAACUGUCCCCUGUAAGCCAACGGGAACGGAAAGUCCACUUAUCUACUGCAGAAACAUCACCUUAACUCUAAAGCGAGUCUCCCAUCUGUCUUUCCCUAAUUUGAUCACAUUACACCAAAGUGGGAUAAUUCAUUUUGGCAGAAGAAGAAGAAGGGCCACUCUUGAGAGUCUUUAGUGUACUACAGUAUGGUCAGAAUAAUGUGUCAUCUGUCAAGAUACUGCUGGGAAAAAUUAUAAAAAGACUCAGUGAGUUACAGAGCGCACAGAAGAGGAUACAAACAGCUAACUGUAGCUCAGAGGUAGCCAGAUUAAAAUAAAAAAAAAAGAAGCAAAAUUAAGCUUGACACAAUGGUAGUAGCAGAUGUGAAAGAGCGCUAAAGAACAAAAAACAAGACCAGAUUGGACAUAAAAGAAUAAAGCAGACCACAGAAACUAAGGACCAUAAUGUGAAGAUAACCAGAACUUCACAAAAUUUACUACUGAUACCUCAAUCAAUAAACAAAUGAUAAAAUCCAAAGUCAAUGAAACCCAGAUGACUCUUGUUUUACUGUUGACUAUGCAGCAGUAGCAGCAUCAGAUGGAAAAGCCCCCACUCAGUGCCUAUUGAUAGCAGAUCUAAUUAGCUGCUUAUCUGUGGGCCCCAGAGGCUGACAGACGACAGAUUAGAAAUCAAAAGUAGAACAGCAUGACAGACACAGUAAUGAGCGGUGGUUCAGGUCGCUGGGUGUCCAACGACCGGCAGAGGAGCAUGCGUCCGAGUGAUAAAGAGCAGGGGAAUUGGACAAUGCAGUCUGGCUCUGGUCCUGGUCCAGACCUAACAGAUGAGGAGAAGGAGAUUAUAAACAAUGUGAUUGCCCGCGCUGAGAAAAUGGAGGCCAUGGAGCAGGAGAGAAUUGGGCGCUUGAUAAACCGCCUGGAUGACAUGAAGAAGACCGUGUGUGGGGACGGUGUUUCUCGCUGCCUGCUGUGUGGGGAGCAGCUGGGCUCGCCUGGGGUCAGCUCCGUCGUGUGUGAGGACUGCAAAAAGAACAUGUGCACAAAAUGUGGCACUCAGUGUGGCAGUCGAACUCGCCCUGUGUGGCUGUGCAAGAUCUGCAGAGAACAGCGAGAGGUAUGGAAGAGGUCCGGUGCCUGGUUCUUCAAAGGCUUUCCAAAGCAGUUCCUGCCGUCGCCCAUGCCGUUGUCUAAACCGAAGGAGACAGCUCCUCAUGAGGCAGCAGAGCCUCAGAAGCCGAGGGAGGCAGCAGCUCAACCAAAACCACCAGGUUCCCAUCAGAGUCAAACUUCAGCCUCUGAGGAACAGGUUUCAGGUGCGCAGAUGCAGGCCCGUGCUGGUUACCCACCUGUGGCCCCCAAACUAGCUAUGCGUAUGGGUGCAGGAGGAGUUGGUCCUGAAGAGGCGGGUCAGGGAAGUCCGGUAGUGAUGAAGAAGAUGGUUCCGGUGCACAGCUCCAGGGCACAACCUGCUGCUUCAGCGGCAAUGUCCCAGCAGGGUCCUGUGGCAGGAGAUGUGGGUGCUUACGCCUCGGAGCAGAGAGCACCUCCUGCUGUAAGAGAGGACAGGAAGCAGCCGGCUGCCUACAGCACGCCCCCUCCACGACAGCAACCUCCCCCAGCUGAUGAUGAGGAGGAGGCCAACGACUACGACUCUGACGAAGCCACGACUCUGGGCUCUCUUGAGUUUGGCCUUUUCUACGAUCAGGAAAGCAACAGCCUCCAAUGUAGCAUCCUCAAAGGAAAGGGCCUGAAGCCGAUGGACUCCAAUGGGCUCGCAGAUCCUUAUGUGAAGCUUCAUCUGCUUCCUGGGGCUAGUAAGUCCAACAAGCUGCGUACAAAGACCCUGAGAAACACUCGCAAUCCUAUGUGGAAUGAAACGCUCACCUACCACGGCCUGACCGACGAAGACAUGCAACGUAAAACUCUCAGGCUCUCUGUCUGCGAUGAAGACAAGUUUGGGCACAAUGAGUUUAUUGGCGAGACCCGGGUAGCACUGAAGAAGCUGAAGAUGAAUCAGAAGAAGAACUUCAACGUCUGCCUAGAGAGGGUUGUGCCUACGAAGAGAACUGCGACAGCCGGAGGAGCAAGAGGGAUUGCGCUCUACGAAGACGAGCCAGGGAAGGAGGGCACGGAUGCAGAGGAGCGCGGUCGCAUUCUGAUGUCCCUCAUGUACAGCACCCAGCAGAAUCGCCUCAUCGUGGGGGUCGUACGCUGCGUUCACUUGGCUGCCAUGGAUGCUAAUGGAUACUCUGAUCCAUAUGUCAAAAUAUGCCUGAAACCUGACAUGGGGAAAAAGGGCAAGUGCAAAACACAAAUCAAGAAGAGGACUUUAAACCCAGAGUUUAACGAGGAAUUUAGCUACGACAUCAAACACAGUGAACUGGCCAAGAAGACAUUAGACAUCUCUGUGUGGGAUUAUGACAUUGGGAAGUCCAAUGAUUACAUAGGUGGCUGUCAGCUGGGCAUCACCGCCAAAGGAGAGAGGCUGAAGCACUGGUACGAGUGUUUGAAGAACAAGGACAAGAGGAUCGAGCGCUGGCACACCUUAGUGAACGAGAAUCACAUUGUCAGCGAUUAACCAUACAUACAGCAUGGGCUCGCACCUAAUCAGUUUGCAUUCAUGUCUUGUUGCACUUUUACAAAUGUAGGUUUUUUUUUGGGUUGUUUUGUUUCCAUAUACAGUAGAUUUUAAUAUAACCAAACACGCAGGCACUGUUUCUUCCUUCUCCCGUAUAAUCCCCUAUUUUUAUAGUAGCGGCUUGGUCACCGAUACACAAUUUGCUUCUGGCACAAAUCACGUUGUGCAAAGGAAUCUAAAGUUUUAGUAACACGACCCAAACGAACUGUUACGUUAUGGAAAAUGCUGCAACAACAACAAAAAAGGCCUUCAGAAAUGCUUCGUAGUGACACAUUCUUCACUGAAGUAAAUGAAGCGUGAAUUGCACUGGAACAGAUCAGGAAAAACAAUAUGUUAUGGCAUCAGAACCAUCGCCUAAGCCCACGAAGGCCUCAAACUGGGCCCACAACUCAAAUUCAUGACUUAAUUGCCAUGUGAAACAUAUAGAGCUCUAUAAGCAUGCCAGACCACAGCUGCACCUUAAAAUAACUCAGCUGUAUGAACAUAUUGUAUAUUUCCACAAAGAAAUGUUUACAUAAUGAUACAUUGCUCAGGAUAGGAUAGACAUCUGAUACAACAGAUGAUUCAUACGUGAGUGAACCAUGAGCUAGAAAAAUCUGUAAUGAGUUGCUGUUAAUUUGUGGUUUAAAAAAAAUGUAUAUAUAUAUAUAUAUUCUAGCACACUUAUAUAGUUUGACAGGAGUUUUUCUGUAGUGUUAUUCAAGAUGUGUGUGCUAUUUUACGUUUGUAGGGCGUAAUAACUAUGUGUUAAGAGAAACCGGAAAGCGAUCCAAGAUUCUGAUCUUUCAUUUAGUUUCUUUGGGAAAAAAAAAGAAAAGAAGAGAAAACUAAUAGAAUCACGUCCUGCUACCUCUGCUCGUUCAAAGCUCGCGGUUCACUCUGACACCUCAGAGGGUUUUUUUUACUGCACUGUUUACAUUGAAUACACAUGGUUAAGUCUGCUACAUGUUUACAGAAGAGAGAAGACGGAGCAAGUCAUGUCUAAAGUAUGUGCAGUCUAUAUCUGCAUGCACUGUGCUUGUGACUCUCAUGUGCCUGGGGCAUUCUUAGCCCGCUUUUACCCCGAACAUUCCCCUUUUUCCCCCCUGUCUCGCUCUCUUCCACUCCCUGAUUAUCCAAGGCUUAAGUGAGUGUUUGUUCACUAAUUAAAGCAAAUCAAGGAAAGCACACCUUACACAGUGGAAUGACCUCUAUUUAUACAGUAAAUUGUCUGCAAGUUAUUCCAGUGUGACAACAAAGACAAAAAAAAAUUCUAUGCAUGGAAAUGUCUUGUGAUUAAAGAUGUAUAUAUAUAUAUAUAUAUAUAGAUAGAUAUAUCACUAUCUGUCUAUACAUAUAUUUACACUUUGUUAGAAAUAAAUACUAUUGUACCUUCAUUAAUGUUUACAGUUUUCACCAUGACAUUCCUACUGAUAUGGAGGCCAUACGCUGCAUGACUAUGAUUACUAAGGUUUAAUCUGGAUGAACUGGUUCGCUAGUACACAGAAGAUUGACAGAAAGUCAACUGAGCAUAUCAACAUAAGAUGUCUAUGAGUAGCAGAUUAAUCUUAGCGUUUAACCGAGAGAUCUUGUACAUGCACAUUCGAAGCUUACCAGUGUCUUGUUUUCUCAGUAAAGAGCAAUGCCCAGAUGUGGCAAUGACCUAGUUCUACACUGUGCUACAUCAACAACUGUGAUCAUGAUGACGUGAUCAUCAAUCGCUUCAAAAACAAAAUCGACAAAAAAGUAAAUAAAUAAAAGGCUUCUCUCCGAGCUAAAGUUAUAGCCGCCUUCUACUGGAUUCUGCCAGUUCUGUGGAAUGUUCCUCAAUCUCUGUAUUUGUACAUAGAUAGUGCAUGAAGUUGAAAUCUGUAUGUUUGCUAAUAACUUUGCAUGGAAAGGUUUUGCAGAAAGUUUACACAGACAAAUAAAAUCUGAUGAAAAUUGA
Molecule: messenger RNA, 11350 nt
Organism: Xiphophorus couchianus (Monterrey platyfish)
Lineage: Eukaryota; Metazoa; Chordata; Actinopteri; Cyprinodontiformes; Poeciliidae
Product: rabphilin-3A
Exons: 19
Coding region: 7474-9363 (629 amino acids)
Biological process (GO): exocytosis; regulation of calcium ion-dependent exocytosis; intracellular protein transport
Cellular component (GO): synapse; extrinsic component of synaptic vesicle membrane; postsynaptic membrane
Molecular function (GO): small GTPase binding
Source: RefSeq, a predicted model, not a curated record